Messenger RNA from Drosophila arizonae, 3484 nucleotides. It is a transcript of the gene SA1, whose product is annotated as stromal antigen. Gene Ontology annotation, biological process: sister chromatid cohesion. Gene Ontology annotation, molecular function: chromatin binding. Gene Ontology annotation, cellular component: cohesin complex; nucleus; chromatin. The record is from RefSeq and is a predicted model, not a curated record. NCBI's taxonomy places the organism in Eukaryota, Metazoa, Arthropoda, Insecta, Diptera, Drosophilidae.
CCAAAAAAAUUUUAUUGUCGGAAAAAUAACAAUUAAUUAUUAAAAAGCCCAGUUAAUAUAUCAAAAUGAUGGCGCGCCGCGGUGGAAAGCGCAUACGUAUGGAUGAUCCGCCUCCGGCUCCAGAAUACGACGAAAUGCACAGUGAUGCUUUAAAUGAAAGUACAUCUGAUGCAGACAGCCCCACCAAGCGCAUGACGCGACUGCGUGCACGUGGUGGCGUCCGUGACAAACCGCCAAUCAUCGAUGAUGACGAGGAUGAGUUUUUUGCGCCCGUUUCACGCAAACGAAAGACACCACAAACACGCAAACCGCCAGCGGAGCGAAAGGAGCGCAUUGAGCGGCCGCGCAAAGAACCAGUGGAGAAGGCGCACCACGAACGCAUCGACAACGAGCGUGAAAUUACAACCGAUGAGAACAGUUUAUACUAUAUUGUUCGACACUCAAAGAAUCCAAUUGCGAGCAUUGUUGAUCAAUGGAUUGGGCAGUACAAAGCGAAUCGGGAAACAGCACUUGUUGCCUUGAUGCAGUUCUUUAUAAAUGCGAGCGGUUGCAAAGGAAAAAUAUCAGAGGAUAUACAAUAUCCUGUUGAUCAUACGGCUAUCAUUCGUCGCAUGACGGAAGAAUUUGAUGAGGAAAGCGGCGAGUAUCCAUUGAUUAUGACCGGCACACAGUGGAAGAAGUUCAAACAUAAUUUUUGUGACUUUGUGCAAACGCUUGUUAAACAAUGUCAGUAUUCCAUAAUUUAUGAUCAGUUCUUAAUGGACAAUGUGAUCUCGCUACUGACGGGUCUGUCCGAUUCACAAGUACGCGCUUUUCGUCACACCGCCACAUUGGCCGCAAUGAAAUUAAUGACGGCAUUGGUGGAUGUCGCUCUUCUCGUAUCGAAUAAUUUCGAAAAUGCAGCCAAACAAUUUGAAGCUGAGCGCGUUAAAUCACGGGAUCGUCGCGCAUCGGAUCGCUUGGACUCGCUGAUGACAAAACGCUCGGAGUUGGAAGAGAAUAUGGAUGAGAUCAAAAGCAUGUUAACCUACAUGUUCAAGUCGGUAUUUGUACAUCGGUACAGAGAUACUCUGCCAGAUAUACGAGCCAUUUGUAUGGCUGAGAUUGGCAUAUGGAUGGAAAAUUAUCCGCAAAAUUUCCUGGACGAUUCAUAUUUGAAAUAUAUUGGCUGGACGUUGCACGAUAAAAUUGGUGAAGUGCGUCUACGCUGUCUCCAAUCGCUGCUGCCCCUCUAUGACAAAGAUGAGCUAAAAGGCAAACUGGAGCUGUUUACGUCCAAAUUUAAAGACAGAAUUGUAGCCAUGACACUGGACAAGGAAUUCGAGGUGUCUGUGCAUGCCGUUAAGCUGGUAAUCAGCAUACUAAAAAUACAUCCGGAGAUUUUGGCUGAUAAGGAUUGUGAGAUUGUCUAUGAGCUGGUCUACUCCUCGCAUCGAGGUGUUGCUCAGGCUGCUGCAGAGUUUCUCAAUGUGCGUUUGUUUCACCUAACCGCCGACAUGGAAGAAACGAAGACAAAGCGUGGUAAAUUGCGUCUGCCCAAUACACCUCUGAUUCGAGAUCUCGUGCAAUUCUUCAUUGAAUCAGAGCUGCACGAGCACGGCGCCUAUUUGGUGGACUCCUUCAUAGAUAGCAAUGAUAUGGUGCGCGAUUGGGAAUGUAUGACUGAUCUGUUGCUGGAGGAGCCAGGUCCCAAUGAGGAGGUGCUCGACAACAAACAGGAAUCUACAUUGAUCGAAAUCAUGGUGAGCAGCGUCAAGCAAUCCGCGACAGGCGAGGUGCCCGUGGGACGUGCCAGCAAUCGCAAGUUUACACUUAGCUCUAAGGAGCUAAAAGCCAUACAGGAUGAAAAGGUUAAGUUGACAGAGCAUUUCAUUGUGACACUACCGGCUCUAUUGGAAAAGUAUCAGGCAGACAGUGAAAAGCUGGCCAAUUUGCUGGCAGUGCCGCAGUACUUUGACCUCAAUCUGUACACCACCAAUCGGCAGGAGGGCAACUUGCAGGCACUGCUGGAUAAGAUUAGUCAAGUAAUGUGUAUGCACACCGGUCGUGACGUCCUCGAGACCUGUGCCAAGACACUGGAAUGCCUCUGCGCCGAAGGAAGCGCUACGUACACUCGCUGCAACAUUGCCCGCUCCAAUAUCAUCGAGAGUGCGGUCAACAAGUACAAGGAUACCAUCGUCGAGUGGCGAAAUCUUAUUUUAGGCGAGGAGACACCCAACGAGGAUGACAUCUAUAAUAUAACCAUAGCGCUAAAAGUGUUGUCCAUUUUGUAUUCGUCCCACAAUCUGAAUUCGUGGGAUUUAUUUAAAUCUCUGUUUCGUGACGUUGAGGAGGCGCAGUGUAAGGACAAUGUUGAACGUUGUCUACCCAAUGAGGCGCUGGCGUAUUGCAUUGAGGCCUGCUACUUCUCGAUUAGCUGGGGCCUCUACUACGUUGAGAAUGACUGCGAAGCGUUGAAUGUGGCCGAGGUUGUAGCUGAGCUGCGCAGCAAUUUAGACAGUUUUAUGUCCGCUUGCUUUGAGCUGACCCGAGACGGGCCUACUGUCCAAAUUCAAGAAGCUGCUUACCAGUCCAUCUGUGAUCUGCUCAUCAUUUACUCAGAUCAGUUGGCGCGCAGCGAGAGUGAGCAUAUACGCAGCUUGGAAUACAAGUCGCGCAUGGACGAACAUCUCAUCUUAGACAAUUUUGUGCAGCACUACGUGUUCUCGCUGAAACAGGUUGUUGCCCAGGAUGAAACCCGCAUCGAGGAGUUGCAUAAAAAACGAAACUUCUUGGCCUGCUACUGCAAACUAAUUGUCUACAACAUAAUACCUACAAUGCGAGCAGCAAGUAUAUUCAAAUAUUAUGUAAAGUGCUAUAACGAGUACGGCGAUAUUAUUAAAGCUACGCUGGGAAAGGCGCGAGAAAUCAAUAAGGUUAACUUUGCCAUGACGCUCUUGCUGAGUUUAAUUACAGUGUUUAAGAGCCUGCAAGAGCAAAGUGAUGAUGGUAUUGUAUCAAAGAGUUCACAGGAGUUUAUCGAUCUGAAGGAGUUGGCUAAGCGGUUUGCGCUUACUUUCGGGUUUGAUGCCCUUAAGAAUCGCGAGUCGGUUGCUGCCAUACAUCGGGGCGGCAUUUACUUUGCUGCCAAUAAACAGCCCGAUGAUCCAGUCCGUGCACCAACUCGCAUUCUGUUUCUGGAGGUGCUCAAUGAAUUCAACUACAAAUUGCUGAAGCAAGAUAAGAAGGUGAUCAUGGCAUUCUUGGACAAGGUCAUACCGCCGGGCAUGCCGUCGAGUCGUGCGGAGGAGUGGCAGCCCCUAAUACUGUAUCGUAAUUCCUUGCUGCACGGCGAAACGGAUCAGGCGCCGGUGGUCACUCGAAGAGCGUACACGCGCAAGCGAAGAGAUCAUGAUGAAGAUGACGAGGAGGAGGAAGACGAAGACGAACACAAUGAUCCCGAUUAUAGAGGCUGAGAUCAUCGAAAGAAAUUAAAUACAAAUUA